Molecule: messenger RNA, 711 nt
Organism: Clonostachys solani
Lineage: Eukaryota; Fungi; Ascomycota; Sordariomycetes; Hypocreales; Bionectriaceae
Source: the annotation of a GenBank genome assembly
AUGCCUGGAAAACACGUCAACUGGCGACGAGCUCGCCAGGAUAUGGAUCCAGCAAAGCGAAUACUGACCAUCUGGUUGGUGCCUCGACACAGCACCGGCUCCAAGAGCGCGUGCAUCACUUACACCUGGUCUACGCAGUCGUAUGUCUACUAUAGCUGCGCCGAGUCCAGGACUACCAUCUCUGUCUCGAUGGACACAUCUACUGGCACAUGGUCGCCCCCGACCGAUUCAAGCAUAUUCCAUCCCAGUUCGGCCAGCAGUUCAGCCCGCAGUUCGGGUGGGACGGGAGCUCCUCAGCCAACGUCCACUGGCAAUGACAACACGCCCGGGCUGGGUCUCGAAAGCGACUUGGCAGCCCAUGAGAGAACCAAGGCCGCCGUAGGAUCAGCAAUCCUGGGAGGCGUCCUGCUCGGCUCCUUUCUGCUGUUCGGCUGCUUCUUCAAUCCGCCAGGAUCGGAUAGGGCCAAUGAAGAAAACCAGCCCUCGCCUCCUCCUGGCGAGAACGCCGGGCUCUUGGGGAGUGGCCAGGAGAUGCACACCCCGGGGUCUACCGUAUCGCACUCUACCAUAUCGGAGGGCAGGUUCUACGGACAGCAGCCGAUACUUCUGGGGAGCGGUCAGGAGAUGCACACUCCUGUGUCUACUAAACCAGAGGCUAGAUUCUACCAACAGCAGCCGAUAAUUUAUAGCCCACAGAGAGAGUAUGCCUGA